Paramisgurnus dabryanus is the source of this 1669-nucleotide messenger RNA. NCBI's taxonomy places the organism in Eukaryota, Metazoa, Chordata, Actinopteri, Cypriniformes, Cobitidae. The record is from RefSeq and is a predicted model, not a curated record.
UUUGCAUGCAUUUGUUGAGCAAGGCAACCACGGGUAUACGAGUGAAACUCAAACCACCGGAAGAUCUAGGAACAGACUGACAAACGCACUGUGCAGAAAGCGCUUAUUGGUGCAAGACUGUUGUUGUUGUGAAUGAUGGGAGGCUUUCAAUCUCUGCCUGAUGACCAUCAUUACCGAACUCUGUCUAAGAAGACAGGCUUUUCACUGGAGCAGAUCGGAAUUCUUCACAAUCGUUUCAAACAGCUUAGCAAAAAUGAAGAAACCUUACGGAAAGAUGACUUUAAAACGAUACAAGACCUGGAAAGCAACCCUAUUCGAUCCCAAAUAAUAGAGGCCUUUUUUGAUAGAAGAAACUUCCAGAAAGAUGAGGUCGGAUCGGUGGAUGAAAUCGGUUUUGAGGAAUUCCUUACAGUCAUGUCAUAUUUCAGAGCACCGUCCCAUCACAUUACAGAAGAGCAGAGAGAAGAGAUUAGGAGGGCAAAACUACGCUUCCUGUUUAAUAUGCAUGACACAGACAAUGAUGGAACCAUAACACUGGAUGAAUACAGACAUGUAGUAGAGGAAUUACUUUCUCGUAGUGGGGCACUUGGAAGAGAAACAGCCAAGGGCAUUGCAGAUGCUGCAAUGCUGGAGGUUGCCAGCAUCUCAGUCGGUCCCAUGGCACCUGGUGAAGUUUAUGAAGGGAUCACAUUUGAGCAUUUUUUGAAGAUUCUUCAAGGAAUUGAGAUUGAGACGAGAAUGAACAUUCGCUUCUUAAACAUGGAUACGUCUGUGCUUUGCAAAUAAUGCCGCAGGCCCAGUUUCUGAUAAUAUGACCUCUUUUUGCACUUUAUUAGAUAAGACCAGUUUAGAAUUGCUUGGAUAGGUCUUUAGUUUGUACAAGGAAACCGAGAAAGGGGCAUUUCAACUUAAGAUUGCAAUAAGAAAAAACAAGCUAGACAUGACUGAGUACUGGCUUUGCAUGCACAUAUUUUGUUAGGAAACAUAAAAUAAGGCAUUAGGCUACUGUGCAAUAAAACUAGUUUUUAUUUAUUUUACUAAACUGUUUCUGGAAGUUAAGUUAUUGCAAAAGCUGUUUGCAGUACUAAAAUCUUUUUAUUUAACAGCAUGUUUAAUGAUUGUAAAUAGCCAAAUUCUAAUAUAUUUUCACAUAUUUAUUUCUUCUCAUAUUAACACUUAAUACUGAUAAAAUUAAAAGUACUUGAGUACUGCAGUUACGCAUAUAAACCAGCAAGUGUCACUGAUGUCAUGAUUUUGUAUGGCUUCGAAAACUUCUCAGGUGCACGCAGGUACUUACAGUACACAACCAAUGUGCAUGCAUCAACAGCAUGUGAAAGUACAUACAUUUUUUAAAUUUCAAACCAUACAAAAUAUUCUUUAGCAAUGUGAAUGGGACAAUGACACUGAUAUCUGAAAUUUGCUAGUGUAUACCAAAGACUUUUAAACCAUGACAACAAAAGCAAAAAUAUCAAAGUGUUUUAUGUUAACGUGCAGCAGUAUGCUUUGCAUAGAGUAUUCAGAUGCGUUGUACAUGCAAAAAUGAAACUACAUUAGCAAUUCUUCUGUGAAAGAAUGGGUGUUUCUUCUGUGAAUGGAAAGAUUUUACGUGCAAUAACUGUAUCGAAUAUGGUAAUUGCAUUCACCACAAUUAAAAUGGCAUCUUGCAACA